GGGUACCGCAUCACAGUUAGUUCCACAAUAGUCGGCAUCGUCUUAAUGGUGGCUGGCUUCCUGUUUGCAUUCUUUGGAAACAAGUUCUUCAAACUCACAUUGUCUCUUGCCGGAUUCUAUGUCUUUGCCACGCUUGCUUGGAUCGCAUUAAAGAAUUUAGAGCCCUCACAAGGUUACGGCCCCAAUGCAGAGUGGGUCUACGUUGGUGUUUCUGCUGCUGUAGGGAUGAUCGGUGGUUGUAUCUUCAUGUUCUUCUGGCGCAUAGGGUUUGCUGCAGUUGGCGGUGUGGCUGGGUUUUACUCUGCAAUCUUUAUCCUCUCCUGGGCAUCCUCUGGCCUCAUCUCGGAUGGCACAGGUCGCACAGUUUUUAUCGUCUGUUGCGUCAUAGUCGGUGUCGCCUUAACUUUCUUCCUUGACAGGCAUAUCGUCAUCUUGGGCACAGCUAUUGUAGGAUCCGGGUCAUUCUUUGUAGGCUUGGAUAAUUUCAUUCAUACAGGUUUCCAAGAAGCGUUUACAGCCUUUUUAUCUGGAAAU
Molecule: messenger RNA, 534 nt
Organism: Lobosporangium transversale
Lineage: Eukaryota; Fungi; Mortierellomycota; Mortierellomycetes; Mortierellales; Mortierellaceae
Exons: 2
Source: RefSeq, a predicted model, not a curated record